Dendrobium catenatum is the source of this 1091-nucleotide messenger RNA. RefSeq names its product dihydroceramide fatty acyl 2-hydroxylase FAH1. Bases 1 to 906 code for a protein of 301 amino acids. Lineage: Eukaryota; Viridiplantae; Streptophyta; Magnoliopsida; Asparagales; Orchidaceae. The record is from RefSeq and is a predicted model, not a curated record. The transcript is spliced from 8 exons. Gene Ontology annotation, molecular function: fatty acid 2-hydroxylase activity; iron ion binding. Gene Ontology annotation, biological process: fatty acid metabolic process; lipid biosynthetic process. Gene Ontology annotation, cellular component: membrane; endoplasmic reticulum.
AUGCUAUCCGGAGAUCAAUCAGAAUGCACAACAUCACUUCUUCGCUGGGUGCUGCUCGAUACUGAUGACGCGGAGUAUUCUGCAAGCGAGAGAAAAAGAGAGAGCGAACGAAAUGGAGCAAUAAAUCCCAGGGUGGUCGCCCGGAGGAUCGUCUUCCCUCCUCAUAUUCUCCUCCGGCUGAGAAGAAGAGGAAGCGAGGCCGAUAGGUCACGAGGCUGCUUUAUUCCCAAGGUUGGCCAUCUUGGGGAAGCUUACCAAGAAUGGGUUCACCAGCCAAUCGUCAGCAAGGAAGGCCCACGCUUCUUUAAAAAUGACUUCCUGGAGCUGUUGACACGAACUGUGUGGUGGGCCAUUCCAACCAUAUGGCUACCUGUUGUAUGCUGGUCUUUGGUGACGUCAUUCCACAUGGGUCAAUCUCUAUCUGAAAUUGCUCUGCUGGUUUUGGCUGGAAUAUUUAUAUGGACACUUAUUGAGUACAUAUUGCACCGAUUUCUUUUCCAUAUCAAGACAAAGAGUUAUUGGGCAAACACAGCACAUUAUUUGCUUCAUGGAUGCCAUCAUAAGCAUCCAAUGGAUGGUCUGCGCCUUGUUUUCCCCCCAGCUGUGGCAGCUAUUCUUUGCAUUCCAUUCUGGGGACUGGCCAAACUCCUAGCAAAGCCGACCGCAGCUCCCGCCCUAUUCGGAGGUGGCUUGCUUGGUUAUGUGAUAUAUGAUUGCACUCACUAUUACCUACACCACGGACGGCCAUCCAGGAACCCAGCUAAACGUUUGAAGCGUUACCAUAUGAACCAUCAUUUCAGAAUUCAAACAAUGGGUUUUGGAAUCACUUCUUCCAUUUGGGAUGGCGUGUUCAGAACAUUACCUCCUGCAUUGAAGGCCUGGACAGAUUCGCCAACUUUGUACUGAUUACAAUGGAAGGUAUUCUUCUCACCUGGUCAAGUUUCAAUUGUUUCAGCAGCUUCCUGAUCAUGCAUGUCCAGUGGAUCCAAGCCUUAUAAUUUUGAAGAAAAAAAGAUAUAUUUUUUAGCACAAUACUUUAUUGUAUAUAUAUACAUCAUUUGUUGUAAUUUGCCGACCCAUAUACUUCAUUA